This is a messenger RNA of Paramacrobiotus metropolitanus, 2989 nucleotides long. RefSeq names its product cilium assembly protein DZIP1L-like. The transcript has 6 exons. Gene Ontology annotation, biological process: cilium assembly. Bases 402 to 2678 code for a protein of 758 amino acids. NCBI's taxonomy places the organism in Eukaryota, Metazoa, Tardigrada, Eutardigrada, Parachela, Macrobiotidae. The record is from RefSeq and is a predicted model, not a curated record. Gene Ontology annotation, cellular component: cytoplasm; ciliary basal body.
UGCACGUGUUGCAACUUUCCAAAAACGGUCGUCACAGCGUUUUUAAUCUUAAUCGAAAAACAACAACUCUUAGCUAAUGACACUUAAACGGUGUAUUUGUCAGAUGACUGCAAAAAUUUAUCUUUACUUGUUCCCAAAUGUGGACUAGCCGCUCUUGAGAUAGUCAAAAUGAGUCGGACAUGGUCAAAAUGAGUCGUUGUAUUCCGUUGUCGAUCCCAAAAUUAAGCGGAUGAAUGGUUUAGCUCGCUGUUAGUGUUGUGGAUUGGAUAUACCUACCUAUGCGGCUGUGCCUUAAUUUUAAGGAACCAUUAACUUUAUAUUUAUUAUGCAUGAUAUUAGACCAACAAGUACUUGUGUUGGAUAUAAUGACGUAUACGUAAAAGUUCUGGCAGUGAUUGUGAAUGGAGAGCCCCAAGCCGCGUCCCAGCGACCCCAGCGGCGCAGUUCCUCCGCGACGUCCCUCGUCGGCCAGCGGCGGCCCGGCGCAGCUUCCCUCCGCACCGCAUCCCUCCGUCCACACCGUCCCGCUGACCCUUCCAUACGGCUCCAACGGGCACACUCCCAGCCGACUGGAGCACAUCGAUGACCAUUAUUCCAUGAUCUUCCGGCGGAAGUACGAACGCCUCGACUGGCGCAAACUGGCGGCGCUGGAUCUAGAGAAGGUCUACAAGUCGCAGGAUGUCAGGAGUCUCCAGGAGAAUCUCACUCAGCUGGCCUUUUUCGAUCUCGAGGAAGAACUGAGAUCGGUGGAGAUACAUCCGCAGUUCGUAAAACUCUUCCAAACCAUGCAGCUGUCGCUGGAAUACCUUCUUUACGUGCAAGACCGUUUGCAGCGUGACCUUUCCACUCUCUCCACCUCCACCACCACUCUGAUUGAGGAAAAAGACACUGCCAUCAGCAGUCUGACUACCGAGGUAUGCCAGUUGCGACAAACACUGGACACCAGCCGUGACGAGUUGAAGAAGCGCCGCAAAUUGAUGAUCGCCCAACAGGAGAUCAUCAACAGUGCCGCCAAGGGCAGCUACCACAAAUGUCCAGUGUGCGACAAAGCCUUCAUCGAACGCAAAUACUUGGAGACACACUUCUGCCGGCGGCAUCCCAACGAUGACCUUUCCAAAUACUCGGCCAGUGUGCCACAGUCCACCAACGCCUGUCGCCCGGAAGAGCAGAGCGUCGUGUUGGAGAAGUUGCAGACGCUGUUGCAGGAGGUGCAGCGGGUGGCGGAGUGUCGACGGGAGGAUCGAACCGGUACGGAGCUCACGGCACAGGUAGAGCAGCGGCGCGAUAGUCAGGAACGGACGAGUGUAGCCAUGGUUAGGGAUGAACGGAAGAGUGUAAUGCGGGACGCGGCGUGUAGUGAAGAGCGGAAGAGUGGGCCGCCACAGCAGCAGCGCUCUAGUCAAAACGAACAGACCAUCUUCGGCCUUCCCAGUGGCGUGGCCCAUUUGGUGGUCCGCGAGUCGGCGCAAACCAGCAUCGGUGCCGAUACACGGGACGCUUGUGUAUUUGACAACGACACCGAAUCCACGCCGGAACCACUCCUUCCGAAACCGUCUCCUCCCGCUCAGAAUCUCUUAGAGUUGUACGGUCGCCAACAGGCCGAAGUAGAGCACCUACGCAAAUCCCUCACCGCGCUCCAGUGCCACUAUGCCGAAUCCGAGAAAGCCUUAAGCGAGCUCAAAUCGGAAUGGCAGAAACUGGUUGAAACCCGCACAAAAGACACUGACGACACCGUUGACACUGUCCACCGCCGUGUCACAGAUUUGGAAACGAAGUUGCGCUCGUCGGAAUCCGCGUGGCAGGUUCGGUUAAAUGAGACUCACGACGAGCAUCAAAACUCCUUAACCGAACUGGAGCGCAGUUGGAAGAAAAAAGCGGAGGAUGACGACAAAGCGCAUAAAGCGGAGAAACUGCGUCUGCAGAUGAUGAACGAGGAACAGGAGAAACGGAUUCAAGAACUGGAAAAGCGGAUUGCAGGGUUCACAGAGCGACCGGCCGGAGGGGGGUUGCAGGUACAACAGGUGCAAGUGCACAGUCGAGUGCGGAAGAAUCAGGGCAAUCUGACGCCGCGGCUGUCGGCAGCGGUACAGGCGCAUCCCGCUAUGCUGACUGAUCUCAAGUCAGAGUUGGAACGGGCGCUGGAUAAGAAGCUGGCGGAGUACGGCAUUCAGAAGGGCACAACGACUGUGUCUGAUCGCGAGCGGGAUGUAAUUUUUGGCCGGUUGCGCGAUGAACACAGUCAGCUGCAGAACAAGCUGGCGAAAUACGGGGCGGCGCGCAGCACCAUCGAGAACCAUAUCCGUGACCGGCCGCCGACGGAAUACUCCAGCACCGAACUCUUGGAUGCUGCCAGUAAGAUCCGCAUCCGAACACGAACUGGCCGUCAAGUGAUUGGCGAUGACAAGUCGCAAAAGAUCACGGAAAUCACCACCUACAACAUUACGCCCAUGCGCUCGCCGGACAUGUCUGCAGAGCGAAAUCAAACCACCCCAAAAGCUGCGUCAAGAAAAGUCCAUUUCGACGACAGUCCACAAACCGCUCAUUCGCCGCCGCGGUUGUCUGCGGCGUCGGAGAAAACUCCGGACAGCGAAGACCAUGUCAUACCAACGGAACUGUCCAAGCCGGUCAGCAACACUAAUAAUGCCGACGACGAAGCCUGGUUUACCGACGAAGAUUAAAUGCCGCCACACUCCAAGUGAUUGGCUGGCGUCGCAUAAAUAUAAGAUAACGAUUACAACCAACUGUUUUUGGACUGUCCUUUCUCCAGUAUUGCCUUUUCACUUUUCCUGGUUAGAUAAAGCAAAGUAGUAGUACUCAUGGAAGAUGUCAUGAAGUACAGUACUAGAUCAGUUUCCGAAGAAAUCCUACCCUGUUAUUUAGUCUGCGUGUGUUGGUUUGUUGGCGCCGCUGUUUGGCACCAACUAUGUUGUUUUUGUUUUAAGUUAUCAGGUUUUCAUAUUUGAAUACUGCAGUAAAAUUAAAAAGUCAA